AUGGGAAGUUCAGGGGUUAAGGGACAUUCCAAACAUUUGGCGAUCACUGGUACCGAAUUUGAGAAAUCCGAUGUGGCGCGUUUUUCCUCUGCUAGUGAGUGUGUCCAGGAAACACUGACUAGUAAACAUGAGUCUUCUCGAGCUCUUCGGUCGGCUGGAAAAGUCCGACGCUCUAGGAAUAAACCUGAGGAGGAUAGGCGUGAAAAUUUAGCCGGUUCACCGGCUGUUAACUACGUACCAAAGUGUGCCCGGUCCGAGGUUUCCUACAAGUCACGCAAAACGUUUGUCACGACGCUCAACAAAAUAUACGACACGGAGAUCGGAGUUGCACAGUCGACAGAAUUCACACUUUCUUCGCUAAUAGAAUCGCCUGGCUCAGAAAUCAAGGAAAGAGCUUCUGACUAUCGGCGGACUUUGUCUAGCCGAUAA
Opisthorchis viverrini is the source of this 429-nucleotide messenger RNA. RefSeq lists its product as hypothetical. Lineage: Eukaryota; Metazoa; Platyhelminthes; Trematoda; Opisthorchiida; Opisthorchiidae. The transcript has 3 exons. Bases 1 to 429 code for a protein of 142 amino acids. The record is from RefSeq and is a predicted model, not a curated record.